Molecule: messenger RNA, 405 nt
Organism: Suillus paluster
Lineage: Eukaryota; Fungi; Basidiomycota; Agaricomycetes; Boletales; Suillaceae
Exons: 2
Biological process (GO): DNA recombination; DNA integration
Molecular function (GO): DNA binding
Source: RefSeq, a predicted model, not a curated record
AAGCUACCUAUUAGUCUUGAUGACCUCACUCGAAUAGUACACACCCUUGGACCUCAGCCAUCCUAUGAUGAUUCACUUUUCCUCGCAAUGCUCAUCACUGGCUUUAAAAGCCUGCAGUGUCUUGGUGAACUUGUUUGGCCAGACUCUGCUAAACUACAAACUUACAGCAUGGGGACUGUGCCCACCUGCGCUUGGUUCCUUCGAUGUCUUCACUGGUUUUGUGGAGCGGAUUUUUCAGGUCAUUCCUUGAGAGCAGGUGGUGCCAUGGCUCUUGCUGCUGCAGGAAUGGCUCCUGAUCUCAUUUGUGCUGCAGGACAAUGGUCUUCAGACGAAUUUAACAAGUAUAUUCGACAACACCCGUUCUUAUUGCAUGCACUUAUGCACAGCACAGCUCAUGCACCAUAA